AUGAAUUCGCCAAAUCGCACGUCUCCGAACACGCCGAGCGGCAACCGAGCAUCCCUUCGAGACCUUCUGCGAUCUCGCCAACGGAGCCGUAACGGAGUUCGGGGGAACCCCAAAUCAUGUCUGCCUUGCCGGGAACGAAAGGUCAAGUGCGACAAGAAGCUGCCUUGUUCAACAUGCGACAAACGCGGGCACCCCGACCUGUGCGACUACGAUGACAAGACUUCGCGUCCCUCGCUCGGCGGUGCCACGUCGCCCGCACGUUCUGCACGAGGCACAAUGCAAGUUUCUGGCGGCAGAUCGGAAACGGCUUUUGAUAACCAACAGAUGGAUACGAGCGUUGGCGAUGCGAAUCAGGAGCUGGGGGAUGGAUUGAGCAGCGCACUCCCAACCGAAUCUCUGAGGGUGCAUCGGGCCCCCCGAGCAGCAGCAUCGACAUCUGAUGUAACGGCCAGUGGCGAUGGGAGUCCUCUAUUCCUGGCUGACGCUUCAGUUGUCAAUAUGGCUCGCCGACGCUCAAUCCAAUCCCGAAACGACCCGGCUCGCCAAUCCGCCUUCGAAACUGGCAUCCUGCCUCUCUUGGGCGUCAGCGAAGACACCCAUACGUCGCUACCCUCCUACCAGGCUUUGCCGGGCGACCAAGAAAUCAUCAGACUGUUCGAGCUGUUUCGCCGUCGAGUACAACCCUUUCAUCUCAUCACCUACGACCUGGACAAAGUCGAAGAAAAGAUAUGUCGCCUGGUCAAUGCGAGAAGCGACCCUGACUCGGGAAGCAGUUCUGAUGAUGCUGGUUGGUUAUGCCUUCUUCACGCCAUCUUGGCCGCCGGUGCUCAGUUCUCAGACAUGGGCCUUGAGGACCGAAUUGCGGUGACUCAACGACACACGAAACAGGCUUUCGAUCUGUUGCGAUCCACUGAUUAUCUCGCGAGGCCAUCCAAAGAAGCCGUACAGACACUUCUCCUCCUCGGUAACGUGUUACAGAACGACAUGAAACCGCAAGCUGCCUGGGUUCUUGGAGGAACCACAAUACGCCUGGCACAAUGUCUGGGGCUUCAUCGCAGGAUCGGCCGCCCACCAACCUCCCCAAUGCCAGAUGAAGAGACCCGGCACUUGAGAUUAGCAAUUGUCUGGCAGGACUCGCUCCUUGCCCUCACCUUUGGCCGACCACCAGCAUCGUACGAAAUGGACUUCGAAGAGGACCUGCCUCGACUUGACGACGCCCGCGCCGACGGCCACGGCCUGUCGUAUCUUCAAGCCAUGAGCUGGCUCUGUCACGCCGCUUUGCGCCAUCUAUCCAGCCAAUCAGACGUAUCGGGCCAGUUGUUGUCAACAUUAAACGACAUCAAAGCCAUUGGAGACUCCCUGUCACCCCAUCUGAUCGACCCAAAGAGGAGCAAGACAAUCCCGCAGAUCCAGGAGCACUACGCCUUCGAGCUACACCGACAUUUUGUCAUCUCUACGUUGUGUCGACCUUGCGUCUCCAGCAGUGGAGCGGUUGAACUAGGGGAAAAUGACAAGGCGAUGAUUCUAGAGCAGUUCCAAGAAUCCCUUCGUAAAAGUGCACGAGCUUACAUCCGCUUGAGGUCGAUUGCAGGGCAUGCAAAGCGUUCAUGGGCAUUCAUUCACAACGGUCUCACAUCAGUCCUUCUGCUAAGUCUGAUGCGAGAGACGCGAUACCUUACGGAAACACGGACUCUUCAAGACGAGCUCAUCUCCAGCCUCUCCAAUGAGGAAGGCGAGCCGGACCCGUCCACGGACACUGGUGCCGUAGGUCACCUGUCAGGCACCCUUCAAAAAGCUCUCAAGGCGCUCAAGACUCUGCGGACGCUUGCCGAACGUGAUGCUAGCGGUCAGAACCUAGAGGCUGUUUCCAAUACCAACAGAGCCAUGCCGGACUCCCGAGAUGUUAGACCGGAGACUAUGGAAAGGAGCGGAACGGGCAUCGCAGAACAAGCCAGGUGA
This is a messenger RNA of Colletotrichum higginsianum IMI 349063, 1959 nucleotides long. Its product is annotated as Fungal specific transcription factor. Gene Ontology annotation, biological process: regulation of DNA-templated transcription; DNA-templated transcription. The transcript is spliced from 3 exons. The record is from RefSeq and is a predicted model, not a curated record. Lineage: Eukaryota; Fungi; Ascomycota; Sordariomycetes; Glomerellales; Glomerellaceae. The coding region runs from base 1 to 1959 and encodes 652 amino acids. Gene Ontology annotation, molecular function: zinc ion binding; DNA-binding transcription factor activity, RNA polymerase II-specific; carboxy-lyase activity.